UGAGGUAGGUCCAGUCUAAAUAAAAUAGUCCUCAAGUUCUAACUAAAUACCUUCUAGUUGUACUAUUCAAUUCAAAUAUAUCAUUUCUUUCAUUAGAAAAAUAACCACUGUGAAUAAAUUUUUUUCCAAUUUUUUUUAUAUUAAAACAAAAGUGAAAAUUCUUUGUUAUAAAAGAAUUGUUAAUUUUUUUGUUUAUCAAAAUUCAAAAUUUUAAGUUGAUUCUUUUUUGAAUUAUCAUUCUUAAAAAGAUAAAUUUUUUGCCAAUAAAAAAUGAUUCCUUUUAGCAAUUCAUUUAAAUGCAUCAUUAAAAAUGAUGAAAAUAACAACUUCUCGACAACUAUACUUGAGAGAAGAAAGAAAAUUUGUGGUUUCCUAGGAUUUGCAAUAAUUUUAUUGGGUUUUAUUUUCCUGAUGUCAAACUUAUGGAUAUUAUUACAAGAAGAUAAAUAUCAACCAAAAAAAUAUUGCAAGGAUCUAAUGGAUCUUGUGAAAUUGAAAAAAGAUGAAAAGAAAUCAUCAACAAGCAUUGGACGUUACAAAAGAGAUGCCUAUAAUGAUGUACAAGUACAAUAUUGUUUAAGUUUUAAUAUUGGUUGUACAAUUAUUUACACAGAAAUAUUAAAUAUCGCCAAUAAAUGGUUACAAAUAAAAUCAAAUUCACAUUAUCCAUUGAAUGUGAUGAAAUAUAAAAUAGAAAAUUUUGUCAAUGAAUUACGUGAAUGGCAACGUGAAAAAAAUUCGGCUAUUAAUUUUUGUGUUUUAUGCGAGGUAAUUAAGAGAGGAAACAAUAGAAAACUCGCUUAUUAUAAUUUAAUGCCAAAAAGUUUUCUACACAAAUCAAUACCAAUACCAAUACCUGAUGAUUUUGAUAUUGAAAAUGUUAUUUUGUAAAACACUUUUUUUUGAAAAUUUUUAUUGUUUAAUAUGUAUGUUUAAAGAAAAUGUGCAUUUUUUAAUACUUUAUUUGACUGUAUUAUAUUUCUUUCGUUUUUGGAAAUUUUUUUUUAAUUUGAAAGUUUUAUGUAUACUUGAAAUAUUAUUUAUGUAAAUUAUUUAUUACGGCGAAAUUAUUUUGUAUUUUUUUAAUUUAUAAAUGUUCAAGCAUAAUAAUAAUAAUAAUAAAAUAAUUGUUAUUUAUAAACAAAUUUAA
Messenger RNA from Leptopilina boulardi, 1150 nucleotides. RefSeq lists its product as uncharacterized. The record is from RefSeq and is a predicted model, not a curated record. Bases 271 to 891 code for a protein of 206 amino acids. The transcript is spliced from 3 exons. Lineage: Eukaryota; Metazoa; Arthropoda; Insecta; Hymenoptera; Figitidae.